Messenger RNA from Postia placenta MAD-698-R-SB12, 2934 nucleotides. RefSeq lists its product as hypothetical. Bases 1 to 2934 code for a protein of 977 amino acids. NCBI's taxonomy places the organism in Eukaryota, Fungi, Basidiomycota, Agaricomycetes, Polyporales, Adustoporiaceae. The record is from RefSeq and is a predicted model, not a curated record. The transcript has 7 exons.
AUGAGCUCAGGAGACGCGGAUGAGGUUGCCUCCACCAAGGAAGAGUCGCUGCCGACGAUGGAAGAUAACACGAAGGCUCAGAAUCCCCUCAAGAAAGAUCCUCCGAGACCGCAGCCAGAGGAAAUUUCUGACGCGUCCGGUUUGACUGCUGAGGAGUGGAAGGUAUAUGUGGACGAAGCAAACAAAGCAUUGAAAGAAUAUGUCGAUCUAUACAACUCUCAGAUGGAUAUGCUCCUUCUCUUCGCCACCCUGUUCUCCACCGUUGUUACCGCCUUCGUCAUCGUGUCGUAUGGAAGCUUGCAAGCGGAUACGAGCGAAACCUCUCUACAGGUCCUGCAGGACAUUCUCGCGACACUUCAGUCCAAUGGGAGUGUUCAGAAUAACCAGACCGCUACUGCCUCAGUGCCUUUCAAGCCCACGCCUUCCGCCAUCCGGAUAAAUUCCUGCUGGUUCGUGGCGCUUGUUCUCAGCCUGUGCACGGCAUUCCUCGUCAUCCUGGCGAAGCAGUGGCUUCUUAGCAUUACAGCCGACUUCUCCGUGCACAUGGAACAGAAAGGCCGACAGCAUCAGUUACGAUGGAAGGGUAUCGGGGACUGGGAACUGUCGCUGAUCAUGGCGUCUCUCCCCAUACUCUUGCACAUCUCCCUUAUCCUGUUCUUCGUCGGCCUCAUCGAAUUCCUGUGGUCCACGAACACUACUGUCGCGAUUCCCGUCAUCUGCCUCACCGCUGCCACUGCCGUGAUAUACACCGUCACUCACAUUCUCUCGGUGUUGUCACCCACGUGCCCAUACAGGUCAUCUGCCACAGACCUGGUCGUGUUCCUGUUCAGCUCUCUGGCACGAGAAGUCACAGCGGAAGUAAUGACAGCUGGUGUAGCAAUGCUAAAACUUGCGCUGCUCGCCAUUCAAGGCACACUACGGUGGAUGUCUCGAAUUCUUGGCAGACCUUCCAGGUGGAGGCAAGCGCUUAGAAAUCGCUCGCUGUGGCAGGCAGGCAUGUCGUCCCUCGCGCUCAACACACGAUCCAUGGAAAACCGUCACAUAUCCCAAUACUCUUCUCUGAUAGACUCUCAAGCGAUUGCCCGGAUGGUUGGAGAAUUCCCGCCGUCGGCAGAUGGCACCCGGAACGCUCUUUUGACACAUCGCAUCACUCAUUACGGCUGUCUCCUUGCGCACAGGUCUGUGCUUACGGAUUGUGGGGCGGUCGCACUUUUAGCCCGACAACUACGUUCUAUUCUUCCUGCCGAUGGUCAACUGCAGUCAUCCAGUUAUGAAGAAGCAGUCCCUGUACACUUUGACAUCGUCCUCGGCCUGGCCGAAUACUCGCAGAACAACAUUGGAGAAUCCUUGAAGACCACCCACCUAUGCGAUCCUGGCGCUGUUUUACCCUACGAGAACGACACCGUGAUCUUUGCCAACAUGCUCAGGUUGUCCAUGGUCGUGUCAUCGGACGAAUGGUACAAUAGCGGGCUUUACCAGUCUGCUUCUCUCUUUUGCCAACGGCUAGAGGACGCUGCGACAACAGCAUCGUUGGAUGACACAGCCUUGCAGUCAUUCGUGAAUACAGUCGUAUAUCUCUCCUUUUUCCCGGUGGAGGACAGCUCACGUCCCGACAACCAAUCAGACGUCGAAUUAAAACACGACACUAUGAUCAUGCAUGGACUUACCGCACUUGUCCGCCAUAGGCCGGAGAUGGGCAUGCCCGUUCUCCGCCAAAUCUGCUGGGGAGUCUGGUUCUGUUCACAGCCUAGAUGGAGGAUAGGCAGUGGUUAUCUUGUUCCAGUGAUGAAGACAGCCAACCAUCUCGUCCGGCCCAUCGUCGCUCUCCUCUCCAGUCUUCAUUCCAACUCCUCGAUCCCCAUCACCGUCCUUACCAUCACUGAAGCGCUUUUGUGUCCCGCUUCAAAAGGGACCACUGAAGAUGUAAACGACCGCUCACAUCUUCGUACUGCUCUUGUGGGAGCGUUCCCGACCUUCCUCGAGACAUUGGAGGGGGAAAUACAGACUAAGGCGCGUAACGGGUCAGAUUUGAUACAAUUAGCCUCGCACGCCAUCCGAGCGUAUGGCCGCAUUGUCAGUGCUUCCGCAGUCAAAAAUGAAGCAUCGCCACACAUUGAUUCUGACAGCGGCUUGUACCAAAAGACAACUCGGGUCUUCACCUUGAUCGACUACAUCCUCGAACAUUUCGGAGAGAUAUUACCUGACAACCAAUCGAAGACUGCUCGCGACACGUUCGUCGUGGUCUACGUCAUUGGACAGCUGCAGAUGGCACCCCAGCCGGGGAGCGACAGUGCAUCGUGGAUCCGUGUUACGGCCUCGGAUCGCGGGCAGGACGACAAGGCAGCUCCAAUGCAAGCUGACGAGGCGGAUCAACACGAGACGAAUGAGGCACAUGGUUUAGUGGAGGGUGGCGCGCGUAACUCGCUGGAGACGGAUCUGCCUCGACGCGGCAGCAAUGCGGCAUCUCCUCGCGAUGAUGACCACAAAGUUCAGCAGGACGUCGCCAGUGCGCCAGAGCAGCAAGCCAGUUCGCCCCAUAAGGAUGAUGGUGCAGCGGAGCCAGAGGGUACCUCCGAGCCAAGGGAGUGUUCGGCCAUUGACCUCGAGACGAUUUCACCUGAGAAUAUUGCUGAUGCGUUUGCUGAUUCCCUUCGGAAAUCCUCGACAGAAUCAUCUCUUCCCGAAGAUAUCAAUUCCUACUUGAAGACCCUCGUGCGGAUGAUCGCCGCGCUGCCCACAAUGGCGGAUUCCGACCACGAAUUCUCUGGCGUGCUCUUGGAAUGCCUACGCAGCCCCUCGCGUGGACUGAAAAAAGACCUAGAACAGAUGCUGCAGCCGGAAUCACAACAGUCAGAAUACAAUGCGCCAAUACGGGAAGCGCUGGAGGUCAUAUCGAAUUCAGGGACCCUACUAGAGUCUCCGAAGAAGUCGUAG